Anisakis simplex (herring worm) is the source of this 342-nucleotide messenger RNA. Lineage: Eukaryota; Metazoa; Nematoda; Chromadorea; Rhabditida; Anisakidae. The record is from the annotation of a GenBank genome assembly.
AUGGGUCUUCCAAUGGUACAGGUGUUUAUGAUUGCGGCCCGGCAAAUUUCAAGGCCAAUAGCCGAUCGGGUGAUCAGAUAUGGGAAGACACAUGGGGUGUUCCGUAAUCGAUUGUUGAUUCCGCUCGGAAGAGGUUUGGCGCAUUUAACGACUCGUUUACGAAUGAAACAUUUGGGGUUGGGAAGGCCGGCCACUUUAGCUCCGGUCUCCGAAGAAGCAGCCUUAGAACAGGUAGCUUUUUCAGAUUUCCAUCGACACCUUGAUUUUUUUUUUGACUUCGUCGUUUUGAAACUUGUUCCUAAAAUUUUCUCACUCACGAUCAGUUCGGUUUUCAUCUUGUGA